Rana temporaria (common frog) is the source of this 849-nucleotide messenger RNA. RefSeq lists its product as uncharacterized. The coding region runs from base 61 to 849 and encodes 262 amino acids. The transcript has 8 exons. Lineage: Eukaryota; Metazoa; Chordata; Amphibia; Anura; Ranidae. The record is from RefSeq and is a predicted model, not a curated record.
CCAGCAUGCUUGGCGGCAAUUCAUUCCGGUCUUCUUAACAAUGGGGGUCGACAUUUUAUAAUGGAAAAAAGCACAGUUGAAAGGAAAUUCAUUAUGAGGAGACCUAUCAUAAUGAUGACUGAAAAGAAGCCGGACCCACCUGAAGUUGAAGUUAAAUGUGAUACAACGAUAAAAGAUCUUCCUGAUGGAGUCACAAGGGUGGUAUGUCCAGAGCACUGCAAAAUGAAAAAAAAACAAGUGAGGAACACAGAUGGAUAUGACAGUGAAACCCCAGUUUGCUUGGCAGCAUUUAAUUUUGGCAUUCUUCCGAAAGGAGUUCGAAAGUUUAUAUUAGAGAAAAAAACAGGUCAAGACAAAUUUCUUGUAAGAAAACCUCCUAAAGAAAUUGCUGAAGAGAAGCUACAGGAAGUUGAAGUGGACUGCACUACAACAGUAAUGGAGAUUCCUGAAGGAAUUGUGAAGUACGUAAGACAGUCCUCUGUGAAUGAAAUGCAGUUUGCUGAUAUUCAAAACAUUUCUGUCACUAUAUUAAUGGAAGGAUGUAGCAUGAAAGUACAGGUAAUAUGUCCAAAACAGUGCAAAAUGGAAGAAGGCAUCGUGCAGAACACAGAUGGAUAUGGAAGGGAAACUCCAGUAUGCUUGGCAGCAUCUCAGCAGGGUAUUCUUCGCAAUGGAGCUCAAUCUUUUAUAUUACAAAGAAAAUCAGGUCAAAAGAAAUUUGUGGUAAGGAAGCCUAUUGAAGAAAUACCUGAACAGAAGCCAAAGAAGCUACCAGAAGUUCCAUUUUGGGCACCAGUUCACAGAAAAUACAUUGCAAAACCAGAAGAGAAUGCAGAGAAGGGCAACUAA